Molecule: messenger RNA, 5296 nt
Organism: Ectocarpus siliculosus
Lineage: Eukaryota; Phaeophyceae; Ectocarpales; Ectocarpaceae
Source: the annotation of a GenBank genome assembly
AUGCUACGGAUGGAUUUCCCCGAGAUAUGGGCCGCCGUGGUGGCGGGGACAGGGGACACCGUAAUUUGCGUUCCUCAGAGCACAUCGCUAUCGCAGGAAGAUUUGACAGCUGCGGAGGCAAGGGCGCAUGUCCUGACCCCCUCGGAAGAAGUACCCGGAGACUUUCUCACUCUGGACGGCUGGUCCGUGUCCCUCGUGGGCAAUGAGGUGGUGACUGGGGCUGGGUUUCCAGAAUGGAGGCGUGUGCGACUGCUGCUGUCGGAGGACCUCGGCCAGCACCUCGUUGCCGCCGGUGAGAAACCGCUCUGUCCGCCCACGGCAGCUCCCCGAGAAGCAGCUGAAGCCACGGCGGAGGCGGCAGCCGAGGUGGUUGCGGUGGGUAGUAGGACGCGCGAUUCCACGACGGGGGCUCUGGGUAAGGAGGACGCCGGGGGCGCAGCGGUUGGUGAUGGCGGCGGCGAGACGGAAGAAGCAGAUGCUAGAAGGAAGGCGAACUCCAACGCCAAGGUGGUGAAGAUGGUCGAAACGAACGCCGCUGGUGAGAAGGAAGAGCGGGGCGACGCAAGCGGCAAAGCCAAGACUUCCACCACCGUGAGAGGGAAGGAGUCGAGAAAAAGAGAGCGAAAGGUCAGAGUGAUGCAUGUCUCGAGGCCUCUGAUGGGAGGGCUGUCUUGGGCGCCCGAGAACGCCGGGGAGCUGGACAUGAUCACCGUCGACAAGUACACGGCCGUCCUCAAGUCUUACCCUGAGGUGGACGGCAUGUUCGCGGAGAUGGACAGCUUCGCCAAGGCCGUGCUCGGCUACUGCUCCAAGAACCUAGCGGCUCGCGGGGGCUCAAGUACCGCCGGCGGCGGUAGUGCUCGUGCCAGUGACGAGGCCGCUAUCAUCAACGGUCUCGGUGCCGAGCAAGGCCACCCGGGGGGCGGGGGGGGCUCCGGCGAAUCCAAGAGUGACGAAGGGCGGGUGCGGCGGUCGCGGUCGCGAAGACCCCAGGAGGAGGAGCUUUGCGCCGUCAUCGCCGAGCAGUGGAGGUUGACCGCGGCCACGCUGACCCGUUCGCGGUGUGUCAAGGGCAACGGCGACGCGGAGGCGAUGGAGCGCCGCGAGGUGACGAUGAUGCAAGUGACCGAGAGCUACCUCAUGUCUCGCCUGGCGCCUGGGCUGGGCGCCUGGCUGGCGGGGCUGCACGCGGGAGCGGACGCGGAGCUCCACCGCGCCCUCACGCUCCUCCGGUACCACACGCAGGAAGACAUUGGCGUAAAGCGACCGUUCCAGUGCGACCUAUCCUCGGCCGUAGAAUGCCUCAGGGGGCUGGGCGUUUGCGCUACUCCGAUGGAUAAAAUGCUUCAGGUCAAGGAAAGCCUUAAGCUCAUACAGACCUCGGUCCAGCAAAACCUGGACGCUCGCAGGCAUGCCGAUGAUGACGAUCGCGACGGCGAUACUGAUGCCACCGGUGGCGGCGGCCGGACCGAACAGAGGGUGGGCGAGGGCGGAGGAGGUCGGGUGUACGAGGAGGAUGCUCAGAUGGCCACUGAUGACGUUGUGCUGCUGCUGGUGUGCUGCCUAGUCGAGGCGGGCGCGACCGUCGGCAGCAGUGAUGCGAACAUCUUUGCGAGCAAGGGCGGGGACAGCGGGGGCGGCGGCGACGGCGGCCGCACGUCCUUCCUGGCCGAUCUAGCGUUCAUGAAAGCCUUCCACUUCUGCGAGGACAGCACCUCCGCCGUGUACUUCGCGGUGUCCACCUUCGAGGUUGCGUUGGAGUGGCUCCUGGCGAAGGUUGGACGCCGUCUCGCCGAGACCCCGGCCGAGGACGGUCUUGGAAGUUUCCUCGGGAUCGAGGAUAGGCCUUGCCCCGCUUCCCCACUCCCCGAUAUCGUUGGCGAGGACGGAUCAGGUGUGGGAGAGGCAGCAACCGAUGGCGGUGGCGGCGGCGGCGGCGACGGCGCCGCCCCCCCAGUGGGAGAUGACGAAGGGGUUGGAGCCUGGGGGGGGGAGCUGUCUGUCGUUCCAGCCGCCCUCUGCGACACGGCUUUGCGGGAGAACGUCAGGUCGGAGCUGGAAGCCCGUCAAGGCGGCGGCGCGGUCGUGGCGAUCGAGGACCUUACCGGCGACCCUGCCGAGCGGCUGCCGUGGGAAUCGGUCGGGGUGGAGGGGCAGAGACCAGGAGCUAGUCCGGCAGAGGAGGAGCAAGGCAGCAGCCGGACAAACGUCGGGCGCGGGAUGGUGUUCGGCGAUGCCGGGGAGUGGGGCGCCGAGCAGUCGACCAUGUUCCAGAUCACGGACGGAGGAGGAGGAGGAGGAGGGGCUGCCGGCAGCGAGGGCGAGAGCGAGGCCGAUGGCGGAACCAAGGGCCGGGGCGAAGGAGGAGCGGGGUGGUCAGCGGUGGACGUCGUCCAGGUCUCGUGCGGAAAGCACUUCUUCGCCGCUGUUGCUCGCGGUGGUGGCCUGUACACCUGGGGCUUGGACGCGAGCGACGGCCGGCUGGGCCACGGAAGUGGAGGAGGGGGGGCGGCGGGGACAAGGGCCGAUGCUGCGGGGAGCCCGUUCUGGCUGAAGGCUCCGGUCAGGGUGGCCGCUCUCUCCGCGGACCACGUUGUGCAGGUGUCCUGCGGCGCGAAGCACACCCUUGUCAUAACCUCCGAGGGGCAUCUCUUCGCCUGGGGGGACAACCGCUACGGCCAGUGCGGCCUUCCAUGGCAUUCUUUGUCGUCUCCCGCUGACUCUCCUCGUGGCGACGGCGACGGUCAGUUCGGCCUCAAGACGUUCGGCCAGAUGGCCAAGAAGAUGUCGACAAAGAAGUUCCCCGGCGGCGCUGAUAAGGCCGGCGACGGUUCUGACGGAGGCAAGGGAAACGGCGACAGCGGCGGCGGAAUGACAGUGUUCAGACCUACCCUUGUGCUCCUCCGGCAAGAAGGCGAUGACCUACCGCUCCGAGUCCUUCAGGUGGCUAGCGGCCGGCAGCACUCCCUGGCGAUAGCGUGUUCCCGGAGCAACGACAAGGCUUGCGUACCCGACAACAGCGCCGCCGCCGCCGCCGCCGCCGCCGCCGCCGCCGCUGCCGCUUCUGCGCACUCGACAACUACUUCAGCGCGUGUUAACCACAGAGCGAACGUGCUCUACUCGUGGGGAGCGACGGGCUCCGGCAGGCUGGGCAGGUUGCCACGGCGCAACCCGUCUUCCUCCCCGUUUGCGUCGUCGCCCUCCCUGACGUCGCCGUCACCGCGGCAGCCACCACCACCACACCGCUCGAAAAGCGACUCGUUGGCGGGCGUACUGCCUUCGGCGAAGAGCUCGGAAGGUGGCGGCGGCAGCAGCGGGAGAAAAGACACCGCGGCCGGUGGGCGGACAAGAAGUGAUAGCUUGGCCGGUUGGAGCGCCUCCGGCGGCGGCGGCGGCGGCGGCGACCUCCUGGGGGAACGAAGAGAACGAGAAGGGGGACGGGGUGGCCCAAGAAGUGGCGACGGGGAACUCCCGGCGCCGGAGCCAGGGCAACAAGGAAGCGCACCCCGAGCUACUCCUACCCCACCUCCACCCCGGCCCCCGGAAGCGUUCAACAUGCCGGCACCGGUGGCCGCCGACUGGACGUACCGCGUCAACGAUCACAGGCGACACGGCGCCCCUCUUGUCGCCGUUCCCACGCCCGCCGCAGCAGCCGCGGCUGCCGCUGAACGCCUCAUCUAUCCUUUUGGCGGCGGCGAUGGAGAUGGCGACAGAACGAGAGCUAGCGCCGGUAGGCCUAUCGGUAGUGGUGGGGGCGGCGACGGCGCAGCGGGUGUCACUGAGGGGAUGACAGUGUUGGAGCCCGGGGACGGGGUUGGGAGAGGGCCCGUGGCGAUAGCGGCCGGGUGGCGCCACUCAGUUGCCGUUACGGAGGAAGGGGCGGUGUUUGCGUGGGGCUGCGGGUCGGAAGGAAGACUGGGGCUGGGGUCUCACGUGGAUGCUAACGCGCCCCGGCAGGUACGCGCUCUCGCGUCGCGGGCGAUUCGGGUGAGGCAAGCCGCGGCGGGGAGGGCGCACACGCUGUUCCUCUCGGAGUCCGGCAACGUGUACUCCUGCGGCUCCAACGAGUUCGGGCAGCAAGGGCGAGGCGGAGCUGGUUCCGCCGCUCAGCGCUCCAGCGCCUCCCAGAGCAACGCCGAUGGCUCGAGCAGGGAGACGUCAAGAUCGACUCAUCCAGCUGUGGACGGGGGCGGGGGCGGGGGCGGAGGCAGGGUAUCCACUAGCCUAUGUAUGUUGGCCCCGACGAUAGUCACCGUUACCGUCGGCAGCGGCAGCGGCGGUGGCGUGUCUGGCCUCCGCGUCCAGAGGGUGGCGGCAGGGGACGACCACUGCACUGUGCUAACCUCCUCCGAGCCAAACACCGUCACCGCCACUGCUUCGGCGGCGGCGGCGGCGACGGCCGUCUACGCCUCCUCCAGUCGUGGAGGCGGGGGAGCGGGGGGCUCCCAAGGCAGCAGCAGCGGCAGGCGAGUCUUCACGUGGGGCCUGAACGCUGCCGGGCAGUGCGCGCACGGGCGGGCGGCGGAGGUCGUGGGGGCCCCGCAGGAAGCCGAGCUGUUGAGCGGUGCCAGGGCGGUUGGCUGCGGGGCGGGCCAUACAAUGGUCGUUCUCUAGUGGGGUUGACAACGAGGGGGGGGAGGGGGCGGGGGGUUGGAAGUACUCACGAAACGACCGGCUAGUCUUCCCGUCGGAGAAUUCCGGAAAUGUGCGGUUUGGAGCACUAGGACGCACUUGGCGAGUAGAGGUUCCCUGGUCUUGAGAGCCUCCACGGCUCUGUAUUAGCACAUCCUCCGCCAUUUGUGGCCGUCAGCACGUGGUCUUUAAGUGGCUGCUCCUUCUGAAACGUUUGGGCUCGAUUGUUUUGGUAUCAUCACCACCUUGUGUGUUUGGGAUUCCGUGUCUCCGACCCUAGAGUUGUUGGGCGCCCUCUGAUGAUGAUUGUGCGCGCGAGAACUCCCUCGACGGCAUGCAGAGAUGGAUGUAAUGCGAAGGCGGCUGGUGUGAUGCCUUUCUUUGUGUUCCACGAUGCUCAGGCGUAAUGUGUGCGGGAGGGGCGGUACGCAAGUGCGCAAGGUUUUUGUGGUGGGCGUGUAUGCAUUAGAGCGUUCACACAUGACCAGUCUUCUGUGAGAGACUCGCGCCGUGCGAAAAACGCGACUCCGUGGGAAAUCCGUGGCUCUGUUGCUGUUUCAGCCGCAGAUUUUGCGGUUAUUAUCGUGGGAUAUAUAUGAUGGAAUGAGUAGGUCAAGCGACCCCAUAUCAAACCCACUUGUACGGUCAUGACGUAGUUUUGUUU